AGUAUCGCCGCCAGCCGGCCCGGGGGCGCUUUCCGCGGGGCUGGGGAGGGCGUCGGGGGAGCGCGGUCUCCGUGCCACCUGCUGCCUCCCGGACCCCGUCCCAGCUGCGUCUCAGAGCAGCAGGGAGGGAAGGAAGCGGCUAAUGAGGAAAACAGAAACGGCGAGGAACCUGGCUCGGAACCUGUCCCGUUGAAGUUUAGGGACGGUUUCCUCAUCGUCCUGGUCUGCCUCAUCUUCAGCGUGCUGUCCACCAUCGAGCAGUACGCCGCCCUGGCCACGGGGACCCUCUUCUGGAUGGAGAUCGUCCUGGUCGUGUUCUUCGGGACGGAGUAUGUGGUCCGCCUCUGGUCUGCAGGCUGCCGCAGCAAGUACGUGGGCAUCUGGGGCCGGCUGCGCUUUGCCAGGAAGCCCAUCUCCAUCAUUGACCUCAUCGUGGUUGUGGCCUCCACGGUCGUCCUCUGUGUGGGCUCCAAAGGGCAGGUGUUUGCCACCUCGGCCAUCAGGGGCAUCCGCUUCCUCCAGAUCCUGCGGAUGCUGCAUGUGGACCGCCAGGGGGGCACCUGGAGGCUGCUGGGCUCCGUGGUCUUCAUCCACCGCCAGGAGCUGAUCACCACCCUGUACAUCGGCUUCCUGGGGCUCAUCUUCUCCUCCUACUUCGUGUACCUGGCCGAGAAGGACGCCGUGAACGCGUCGGGCCAAGUCGAGUUCGGCAGCUACGCGGACGCCCUGUGGUGGGGCGUGGUCACAGUCACCACCAUCGGCUACGGGGACAAGGUGCCCCAGACGUGGGUUGGGAAGACCAUCGCCUCCUGCUUCUCCGUCUUCGCCAUCUCCUUCUUUGCUCUCCCAGCGGGCAUCCUCGGCUCCGGCUUCGCCCUGAAGGUCCAGCAGAAGCAGAGGCAGAAACACUUCAACCGGCAGAUCCCGGCGGCGGCCUCGCUCAUCCAGACGGCAUGGCGGUGCUACGCAGCCGAGAACCCCGACUCCUCCACCUGGAAAAUCUACGUCCGGAAGCCGUCCCGGAGCCACGCUCUGCUCUCUCCCAGCCCCAAGCCCAAGAAGUCUGUCAUGGUAAAGAAAAAAAAGUUCAAACUGGACAAGGACAACGGGGUGAGCCCCGGAGAAAAGAUGCCGGUGGUCCCCCACAUCACUUGCGACCUUGCAUCGGAGGAGCGGAGGCCUGACCACUUCUCGGUGGACGGCUGUGACAAUUCUGUGAAAAGGAGCCCCACGCUGCUGGAAGUGAACACGGCCCAUUUCAUGAGAACCAACAGCUUUGCCGAGGACCUGGACCUGGAAGGGGAGACACUCCUGGCCCCCAUCACCCACGUGUCACAGCUGCGGGAGCACCAUCGGGCCACCAUCAAGGUCAUUCGGCGCAUGCAGUACUUUGUGGCCAAGAAGAAGUUCCAGCAAGCGCGGAAGCCCUACGACGUGCGGGAUGUCAUCGAGCAGUACUCCCAGGGCCACCUCAACCUCAUGGUGCGCAUCAAAGAGCUGCAGAGAAGGCUGGACCAGUCCAUUGGGAAGCCCUCCCUCUUCAUCUCCGUCUCAGAGAAGACCAAGGACCGAGGCAGCAACACGAUUGGCGCCCGCCUGAACCGGGUGGAGGAGAAGGUGACGCAGCUGGACCAGAGGUUGGUGCUCAUCACAGACCUGCUGCAGCAGCUGAUCUCCCUGCACCACGGGGGCCCCCCCAGCAGCCGGCCCCCCAGCGAGGGCGGGGCCCAGGUAGCCCAGCCCUGCAGCAGUGGCUCCAUCAACCCCCAGCUCUUCCUGCCCAGCAACGCGCUGCCCACCUAUGAACAGCUGACCGUGCCCCGCAGGGGCCCUGACGAGGGAUCCUGAUGGGGGUUUGGGGCCCAAGCCUGAGAGGGGAGGCCCAGAGGAGCCCCCCCAGCCCAUCCCACCUUCCACCCACCCACUGGGCCUUGGCCACCCCUCCAAGGCUCCAGACAUCCGGUGGGCCACGUGGCCCUCCACCUGGGCUUGGGGGCUCACCCAGACUGCCUCUUCCCGGCCAGUGGGUACUAGGAUUUGGCUGGGCGGUGGGGAGGGGCCCUCUUAUCUCUGAGAUCGUGGACCCCCACAUCACUUGCAUGAUACUCGGGACACAGUGGCAGGGGGUCAGGCCGCACACCCCGGCACUUGGCCCACCCUGCGUGUGGCCGGUAAGCAGCAUAGCUGUGUGCCGGCCCCAGGGACCUUCUGAGGGGAGACAGAGGGACGGCCAGGACAGGGUCUGUGGGGACUCCACCCUCAGCCUCUAGGACGCAGGGGAGGAGGCAGGCAGGGCAGGGCAGGCCCAGCCCACACUGCACAAAGGAUGCCCACGAGCCAAAGCCCAGUCGAGGCCUGAGCACCGGUUCAGGGGCCCCGGGCGGGGGCUGGCUCCCUCCCUCUCUUUCCAGAGAUACUGACUCGGGCCGGGAGCUGUUGGGGAGCUGCUCCUGAAGCCACAGCUUCCAAUGAGGGGGACAGGCCCACCGCUGUCCCCAGAGAGCUUCACUUGGGUGGGCCGUCCUCCAGAGGGACGGGCAUGCUCAAGUUCCUCACUUCGAACUGGCAGCUCCUCCUACCCAUUCCGGAGAAAAGAGGAGGGUCCCCCAGCCCCUCUCUGUUCGCGGGCCCUGCCUCCAGCCCCCUGCCUGGUCUGAUCAGCUGGGCAGACGCACAGGCUGGCACCUCUCCUCGCCAGCUGCUGAGCCGCAGGGGAGCAGAGGGUGUCGCCAUCUCUGCACCGGACGGGGCUCCUCUUGGGCGCUACGUCUCACGGAAAUCAGAAUAAUUUGUGGUGAUUUGGAAUCUGCGUGUUAAUGAAUUUCACGGUGUGAUUUUGAUUCUUAAUCAAUCGUGCAGGGUUUUGCCAAUAAACGUGGAGUCACGAGAUCGAUCUUA
This is a messenger RNA of Vicugna pacos (alpaca), 2898 nucleotides long. The record is from RefSeq and is a predicted model, not a curated record. NCBI's taxonomy places the organism in Eukaryota, Metazoa, Chordata, Mammalia, Artiodactyla, Camelidae.